UAAAAAAAAAAACCUUUCGCUCCCUCAUUGGCGGACUCACCGUGUCGGAAAAAAACCCGCUUCAGAUAUAAUACACGAGAAGCACAACUUGGUCCUCCUGUCUCCAUCGAGCUGCGCGAGGAGGUCCACCGACGCCCGUUGAAGAGACUUUACACGUCCGCGAACACGAGAGAGAGAGAGAACGAGGGAGAGAGGGGGGAGAGAACAAAAGAAAGAAGACUCACCCCAACCCCCCUCCCACUAAGAAAAACGGCACCCGAACAAAGUUUGAAGAAAUUCCAACGGAGCAGAAGAAACCCUCGGAGAUGUUCAAGUUGUGAGUGGAACCCAGCGGGAGGCGUCCGGAGAAGCGCGAGGCAAUUUCCCUCUCUGUCUGUCUGUCUGUCUGUCUGUCCUUCUGUCCCUCUCCGUGUCUAACAAGAAGACAAAGCAGCUGAAGAGCGUUUCGCAGCCAUGGACUCGGGGAAGAAAGUGACGUUCACGUUGAUGCUGAGCGUGGGAGCUGCUGUGAUUGGCUCCCUGCAGUUCGGCUACAACACCGGAGUCAUUAAUGCCCCUCAAAAGGUGAUUGAGAAGUAUAUCAAUGAGACGUGGUUCCAGCGAUACCAGGAGCAAAUCAGCGAAAGCUCGCUCACGGCCAUCUGGUCCGUCUCGGUCGCCAUCUUUUCUGUUGGAGGCAUCUUUGGAUCCUUCUCCGUCGGACUCUUCGUCAACCGCUUCGGAAGGAGGAACUCUAUGCUCAUGGCCAACAUCCUGGCCUUCAUCGCGGCCACUCUGAUGGGCUUUUCCAAGAUGGCGGGCUCCUGGGAGAUGCUGAUCACGGGUCGUUUCGUGGUGGGCCUCUACUCGGGCCUCUCCACGGGCUUCGUGCCCAUGUACGUGGGCGAGGUUUCCCCGACCGCCCUGCGCGGAGCCCUGGGCACCUUCCACCAGCUGGGCAUUGUCGUCGGCAUCCUCGUCGCACAGGUGUUCGGCUUGGAGGCCAUCAUGGGCAACGACGACCUGUGGCCGCUCCUCUUGGGCUUCACCUUCAUCCCGGCGGUGGCGCAGUGCAUCCUGCUGCCCCUCUGCCCCAAGAGCCCCCGCUUCCUGCUGAUCAACAAGAACGAAGAGAACAAGGCCAAGGCUGUGCUGAAGAAGCUCAGAGGCACCAGCGACGUGAGCUCCGACAUGCAGGAGAUGAAGGAGGAGAGCCGGCAGAUGAUGAGGGAGAAGAAGGUGACCAUCUUUGAGCUUUUCCGCUCGCCGCUCUACCGCCAGCCCCUCCUGAUCGCCGUCGUCCUGCAGCUCUCCCAGCAGCUGUCCGGCAUCAACGCUGUAUUCUACUACUCCACCCGUAUCUUCGAGAAUGCCGGAGUGCAGCAGCCCGUCUACGCCACCAUCGGAGCCGGUGUAGUCAACACAGCUUUCACCGUGGUGUCGCUGUUUGUGGUGGAGCGUGCAGGACGCAGGUCUCUGCACAUGCUGGGGCUGCUGGGAAUGGCCGGCUCCGCCGUCUUAAUGACCAUCGCCGUGGCUCUGUUGGAGAAGGUCAAAUGGAUGUCAUAUUUGAGCAUCGUGGCCAUCUUUGGCUUCGUGGCGUUCUUUGAGAUCGGGCCGGGUCCCAUCCCCUGGUUCAUCGUGGCAGAGCUCUUCUCGCAGGGCCCCAGGCCCGCGGCCUUCGCUGUGGCCGGCUUCUCCAACUGGACAGCUAACUUCAUCGUGGGAAUGAGCUUCCAGUAUAUAGAGAAAGAAUGUGGCGCCUACGUCUUCAUCAUCUUCACCGUCCUGCUGCUCGGCUUCUUUGUCUUCACCUUCUUCAAAGUCCCGGAGACCAAGGGUCGGACGUUUGACGAGAUCGCCGCCGCCUUCCGCCAGACGGCCGGCGGCGGCGGCGGCGGGGCGGCGAAGCACUCGCCGGAGGAGCUCAACAGCCUGGGCGCCGACUCUCAGCUCUGAGCGACUCAAAUUCUAACGCCUAACAAACUGUCCUUCUCGGGCUGAGGAGCCCCCCGCCCCCCCGAGAAGAAUCUACUAACUAGAAGUAGACACAUCCAUUGGUAGAAUAAUUUUCACGCUGUCACCACAUUUCGGGCAUUU
Messenger RNA from Gasterosteus aculeatus aculeatus (three-spined stickleback), 2079 nucleotides. It is a transcript of the gene slc2a1b, whose product is annotated as solute carrier family 2 member 1b. Gene Ontology annotation, cellular component: apical plasma membrane; basolateral plasma membrane; plasma membrane. Lineage: Eukaryota; Metazoa; Chordata; Actinopteri; Perciformes; Gasterosteidae. The record is from RefSeq and is a predicted model, not a curated record. Gene Ontology annotation, molecular function: D-glucose transmembrane transporter activity. Gene Ontology annotation, biological process: dehydroascorbic acid transport; response to insulin.